AAUCUACCUUGAUUAAUCCGAACAAGAACCGAACAACCGGCACCGCUUGAUUGGUACAAAAUAAACAAUACAAACAAAAGCAAACUUGUCUUGUCGCCAUUUCCAUUUCUUUCCCCAAUCCUCAAUUCUCAUAUACCCUAUUUUCAUUUAAUUAAUUAAUUAAUUUAUCUCUUUCACUUCCUCUUCUUCAUUUCUUCAACCAUAAUUAUCAUCAUUUUUUUUUAAUUCAUGUUCUUACCCGAGUCAUUACCGACUCACUGAGUCACCUCACCUUGCCUCGCCUUAUCGAAUCGUCUUCCGAAAUUCAAUUCACCAUGUCGACGACAAGGUCUCCGAGCCGCUCCUCCGAAGACAUCGUCGAUUCGACGCCGUUUCUUCCCAAUUCCGGCGCCUCCUCUGACGAAAACAACUCCGGCCGUCGAGUCGUUCGUCGACAGAGGCUUCUCCAAGCGGCGCGGUUCCUCCGGCAAGCGAGCGGGAGGAGAAUGAUGCGCGAGCCCUCGGUUGUUGUCCGUGAAGCUGCGGCGGAGCAAUUGGAGGAACGGCAAAGUGAUUGGGCUUAUUCCAAACCCGUAGUGAUUCUCGACAUUGUUUGGAACUUUGCGUUCGUUGUUGUUGCUACAACCGCUUUGUUUCUGAGCAGUAAUGAAUCGCCGGAAAUGCCUCUUAGAUUGUGGAUUGUUGGUUACGUUCUGCAAUGCGUUCUUCAUAUGGUUUGUGUUUGUUUUGAGUAUAGAAGACGGAGAAGGUUUCAACGUUCAUCUUCUGCUGUAGCCGUAGCAGGUUCUGAUAGGGUUGGUACUAGCAGUGGGAAUUUGAGUUCAGCUUCUCCUUCUGUUUCUGGUUCAAGUUAUGUUUCGUUGGCGCAAUUUGAAGAAGAGGGUACAAGUGUUGCAAAGCAUUUGGAAUCAGCCAAUACUAUGUUUUCAUUUAUUUGGUGGAUUAUUGGAUUCUACUGGGUAUCAGCUGGUGGUCAAACUUUAUCCCAAGAUUCUCCUCAGCUUUACUGGUUAUGUAUAAUCUUUCUUGGUUUUGAUGUUUUCUUUGUCGUUUUCUGUGUUGCGCUGGCCUGUAUAAUUGGUAUCGCUGUUUGCUGCUGUCUUCCAUGUAUCAUUGCACUUCUUUAUGCUGUUGCAGACCAGGAAGGGGCAUCAAAGGAAGACAUUGAGCAAUUGUCAAAAUUCAAAUUCCGAAAAGUUGAAAGUAAUGAGAAGCAAACUGGUAAUACCGAAGAACCUGGUGGAGGAGUAAUGACUGAAUGCCGGGCUGAUUCACCUGUUGAACAUGUUCUUGCUGAAGAGGAUGCGGAAUGUUGCAUCUGCCUUUCCCCUUACGAUGACGGAGUUGAACUACGAGAACUUCCUUGUGGUCACCAUUUUCACUGUGCCUGUGUGGAUAAAUGGCUGUAUAUAAACGCCACAUGCCCCCUCUGCAAGUAUAACAUUUUGAAAAGUAGUAGCCUCGGUGAAGAGGGAGUGUAGAUGAUCUCCGAGAAGUUUAUAGAUGCAUAAUAGGCUCAACUUGUCAAUACAGUUCAAUACAGGCCUAUAUACAAUUGUCCUUGUUGUUGCUGCUUUGUGCUGUAAUCAUGUAGUGAUAGUUAGUUGCUUUGUUUAUUGGUAGUUAUUGUGGCUUCUAACUGGUUGUGUAUAUCAGCGCUUGUUCAAGUGCGCUCAGGCGAUAAUUUUCUUAAGAGCCACAAUUCGGUUGUCAAUUUCUUAUUUUAUUUAUUAUUUUUAUUGUUGAGAUUA
Messenger RNA from Vicia villosa (hairy vetch), 1751 nucleotides. RefSeq names its product E3 ubiquitin-protein ligase At1g12760-like. The record is from RefSeq and is a predicted model, not a curated record. Lineage: Eukaryota; Viridiplantae; Streptophyta; Magnoliopsida; Fabales; Fabaceae. The transcript is spliced from 5 exons. Bases 315 to 1481 code for a protein of 388 amino acids.